AUGGCCAAUCUCUCAUGCCUUGCAAUCCAACUCCUAACGUUCUUGCUCUUGCUCAUCGGUCGUGCCCAUUCGGUCUCCUUCAACUUCUCCGGAUUCCUGCCCAACACCGGCAACUUGACGUUCGAGGGCGACGCGUUCACGUCGAGUGGGGGGAUCCAGCUGACGAGGAACCAGCAGGACAACAACCUCCAGAACAGCAUCGGGCGGGUCUCCUACGACAAGCCGGUCCGCCUGUGGGACUCCAAGACGGGGAGGCUGACAGACUUCACGGCCCACUUCAGCUUCGUGAUCAACGCCCUGAACAACACUUACUACGGGGACGGCAUUUCCUUCUACAUCGCGCCGUUCGAUGCCGUUAUCCCCGCCAACUCAAGCGGCGGCUAUCUUGCCCUGUUCGAGCCAAGCAUGGCCAUGAACACGUCUGCAAACCAGAUCGUGGCUGUCGAGUUCGACAGCUUUAAGAACUCGUGGGACCCAAGCCCGGACCAUGUGGGCAUCAACAUCAACUCCAUCGUCUCGGUCGCGAACGUGUCCUGGAAGACCAGCAUGAAGAAUGGAUCCACAGCCAAUGUUUAUUAG
Messenger RNA from Eucalyptus grandis, 579 nucleotides. Its product is annotated as lectin 7-like. The transcript is spliced from 2 exons. The record is from RefSeq and is a predicted model, not a curated record. Gene Ontology annotation, molecular function: carbohydrate binding. NCBI's taxonomy places the organism in Eukaryota, Viridiplantae, Streptophyta, Magnoliopsida, Myrtales, Myrtaceae. Bases 1 to 579 code for a protein of 192 amino acids.